Messenger RNA from Penaeus indicus, 3068 nucleotides. RefSeq lists its product as uncharacterized. Bases 702 to 3068 code for a protein of 788 amino acids. The transcript has 20 exons. Lineage: Eukaryota; Metazoa; Arthropoda; Malacostraca; Decapoda; Penaeidae. The record is from RefSeq and is a predicted model, not a curated record.
ACACGUGCCGCCGGCGUUCCUCGUUCCAAACGCUCACUGGAAAGGGACCCGUCUGGCUGAGGGCGGGAACCUCGCGCGCGGCAAACCAUAUAAGACCGUUGGAUUUUGUUUUUUCUUUUUUUGAUACGUAUUUCGCCGUUUGGAAUUUGCUAAUUAAAAAAAAAAAAGAAAUCGGAAGUUCGUUUAUGAUGAUUAAACGGGAUCGAUCUUUGAAGUGACUUCGAUUUGUAAAGUUCGUGAAGGAUUUAUGAUAAUUUUUUCGAAGUCAGGUCCUGGAAUUUUAAGAAAAUGGUUAACAUUCUUCUCGUGUUUUGAAAAUAACUAAAUAACUAAACAAAUAGAUAAACUUCCUAGUUGUGGCACUAAGAGGACGCUGUAUACACAAGUCUCUCUUAGAUCCGAGUCUUUUGAAAGUAAGAGUUUGAGAGACAGAGAGAGAGAGGGAGAGAGAGAGAGAGAGAGAGAGAGAGAGAGAGAGAGAGAGAGAGAGAGAGAGAGAGAGAGAGAGAGAGAGUGUGGGAAGACAAGGCAACACGCUACGAUCAGCUGGGAUCAUUAAGGUGAAUAUUGUGAGAAAAGGCGGCAGCGAGAGGGAGAGAGAGAGAAGGAAAAAAUCGUGUUAUAUUAACCACCUGAAGGAACUCGACGAUUUAAGAAGAAGAAGUCUUAACGUGAAAGCGAAAAGGAGUUAAAUAAUAAAAAUGGCAGGACAGGAAAGAACUUUGUUCUACACUAUACUACAGUGUUAUGUCUUCGCGCAUCUGGCUUUUAUGGCGUCAGGUCAGUGCAGCGGGACAGAGACCUUCGAAAAGGUUACCAGAACGACGGUCAAAGGCAUCUCAGGGGUUCCUCUCUUCUCGAGCGCUGGCAACACUGUCACCAGCGACUGUAUAUCCAGAUGUCGCCAGUCCCGCCUCUGCUCCGGGUUUCUGCUGAACUACGACCGAGAGUCCUGUUUCCGCUUGGACAGGGUCGCGUACAGCUCGGGGGCGGCGCUCCAGCCGACGCUCGAACCUGUUAAUUUCUUCGAGAAAAUUUGCAUUACGGCGACCCCCUGCGGCAAAGACUGGAUGCUGGAGCGCGUGGUGGGCUUCGAAAUCGAAGGCUACGACGACAUUGUCCUGAACAACGUGCCCGACAGACUGAAGUGUGCUGAACUGUGCAUCAGGGAGAGGGGCCUUCAGUGCCGGAGUGCCGAGUAUCACACAAGGGACGGCGUGUGUCGCCUCAGCAGACAGGACCGAAGGACUCAGCCGCUCAGCUUCCGGCCGGCCUCGCCCUACGUGCAGUACAUCGAGAACCAGUGCGCGCCAGCCACGCAGCAGCAGCAGUGCGAGUUUGAGGAGUUCCCGGAGCAGGACUUGGGUCACGGCGACAAGCAGAUAGCAGUCAGGUCGAAGGAGGAGUGCCAACAGGCGUGCGAGUCGGAGGGCGCUUUCCACUGCCGCUCCUUCGCCUGGUUCGAGCGGGCCGGCGUCUGCAGGCUCUCCGGGGACGACCUCAUCUCGGCGGGGCCCUCGGCGCUCGGGGACCUGCCGGGCGCCACGUGGCUGCAGAGGUCGCCGUGCCUGGACUUGGAACUCGGCUGCACUGUGGACGCCAUGACUGUUCACCUGAACACGCCAGAACCCUUCAAAGGACGCCUGUUCUCCAGAGAUUUCCCAGCGAGUUGUCAGUCCAGAGAUAUUGGCAGAACUGACACCACCCUCACCAUUAAGUUCAACGAUCCGGAAUGCGGCGUGGUGAACGAGGGGGACGGUGUCUACAGUAACGUCGUGGUGGUUCAGCAUCACCCUGUCAUUCAGCGGAGGGGAGACAAGGCGAUCAAAUUAAUGUGUUUGUUUGAGACUUCUAACAAGACGGUUACUGACAGCUUUAACUUCAUUGUGGACAACUCGAUCAACGCCGGCGUGGCGACGGCGAUCGUGAACGCGACGGCCCCCUCGCCGCGCAUCCGCCUGCGCAUCGUGGACCGCCUCGGGAGGGACAUCAACGGCGCCAGGCUCGGGGAGGAGCUCUUCCUCAGGCUCGAGCUCGACGACGACAGCGUCUACGGCAUCCUGGCGAGGAACCUCAUAGCGAAGAGCGGCGACAACUCGAACUCCAUCAUCCUCCUUGACGAGCGAGGCUGCCCCGACGACCCCGCCAUCUUCCCCUCCCUCCAGCCGCUGCCGGGGUCCAAGAGUCUGCAGGGCAAGUUCGAGGCCUUCAAGUUUUCCGAGGACCAGGUUGUGCGCUUCCAAGUCAACGUCCAGUUCUGCCUUGAGGAGUGCAAGCCGGCGCAGUGCGGAAACAUCCUCUCGUACGGGCGCCGACGUCGAUCUCUAUCCGAAGGCGGCAUCGUGACCUUAGGCGGCGAGUACAGCCUCAUUGGCGGCGAGAUCCAGCUGGGAGACGACCGCGACGACCCCGAGGACGACCACGACCCGAUCUACCACGAAAUGCCUCUGCAGAAGGAGAUCAUCGUCGACAGCGAGACCGUGAAGCCUCUCCGAGCGGGGCUUCUGCCGGAAGAGACAGAUGCCCGACGCCUGGCCGAGCUCGUGUGCACCUCCAGGGAAGUCCUUCUGGCGGCCCUCGUGUCCGGAGCCAUCCUGCAGGUGAGGAGGUCAAGCCGGGAGGACUGGCUCGGCGGCGAGGCACACUGCCGAAUUUCCGAUACUCUGCUUGGUUCGUGGACCUUGCCGGAUUUUCAGACUGCCGAAUUAACCGAGACUGAAGAAGGUCCCGGACCAACAGUUAGUGAAAAAUCUGUAGUGUGCCUGUAUGAAACGUGUCCUUUAUAUAAAGAAAAUGAAAUACAGAAAUGCUGUACUAAUACAGCAACACCACGGCUGUACAGAUUGGCCAAGAGCUGCUUGCAAACUUCUUAUACUGAAGUAACUAAAGAAAGAUUAAGAUUAAAGAUUAGUCUCUACGUACAGCUUGAGAACCUGAGUCUUCCCGGGGGUCCUAAGGAUUGUCCAGACAGCUUCAUUUUGAAUCAAGAUCACAGCCUCUCCGUCAUCGAGACUUCUGCCUCCUCGUGGCCACCUAUGGAAAUUAGGUACCUUAUGAUCCCAGGCUAA